AUGUCCACCCCGACCACAAGUCUGAGCCAAACACCCUCUCCUAACGUCCAAGCUGGCUUCAGAAAGGCGGGCAUGCCGGCGCACCCCCCUAUUCCUGGGACCUCCAGCUCUGCCCAUCGGCCCAGCAAACGGAAUCGUGAUGAAGAUGAGGAAGCAGUCGUAUCGUCGUUCCGGACAGGAAGCAAACGGACGAAGACCUCCACGGGCCUUCCAAGGUGGCCUUCAUCUACCACCAACUCCUCGGCCAAGCAGGUGAUUACAGAUCCGGACGAGUGGCUUGAGGCUUUACAGUUGCCCAACACGCCCUUUACAUGCAAACUCGAAGGGGCCAACAACCACGAACUCUGUAGCGGUAUUAUCCCUGGCACGAUCAUGGGGGUGCGCGAUCAUGUUCGUGGUUGCGCCUCAGGCUCGUCGGUCAAGCGGGAUGGCAAAGCCAACAGCAAAAGCAGCACGAAAGGGAAAGCGAGAAAAGUAACGAAAAAGAAGGAGGAAAUCGUAUGCCACUGGAUGCUGGACGACAGAACGCGCUGUUCCUGCACAGUUUCGACCGUCCACGAAUAUGGACGGCACAUUUUUACGAAACAUGGUCCAGGGGCUGAGUAUAUGCUGAGAUGUAAAGCAUGCGGGUGGACAAAGAAUGGACGGAAGGACGAAGGCGCUCGCCAUGUGAGGACUUUCUUCAUCUUCCAUGUCCUCGUUCUCACCACCCACAGGCUCCGACCAGCAAUGGUCAAGGAGUCCAUCCUUGGUUCACUCCCCGCGUUCGGUAUCAUCGAGCGAGUUGGUCUCAACGCCGGAUACAAACAUGUCCCCUCUCCCAUUACCUGUGGUAUGGGAUUCUUCCUUGCCAUCGUUCCCUUCUUCCUCACGGUGGCUAGAUCUAAUGAUCCAAAACAAUCGAACAGGGAUUUAGACUAA
Fibroporia radiculosa is the source of this 921-nucleotide messenger RNA. RefSeq lists its product as uncharacterized. NCBI's taxonomy places the organism in Eukaryota, Fungi, Basidiomycota, Agaricomycetes, Polyporales, Fibroporiaceae. The transcript is spliced from 2 exons. Bases 1 to 921 code for a protein of 306 amino acids. The record is from RefSeq and is a predicted model, not a curated record.